UCACUGAGCAGCAGCGGCGCUGUGUUUGUUUGUGUUAGCUGUAGAGGAGUUAGCUUUUAGCAUCGAGGGUCAGAGGUCAUCAUGGUCAAACAGACACGGAGAGCAACCAGGUGUUUCCUACCUGCUGCAGGCGGCAGCGUAGCGAAGGUUCGAUUUCCUGUCAGUCCUGGGAGGAGGCCUCCUCCUCCUCCUCCUCCUCCUCCUCCUCCUCUGCAAGUUCCCGGGUCAGGAGGUUCUGACAGCCGGCUGCGCUGCAGCACCGCCGCCGCCGCAGAGGAAAACAUAGGAAUAGAUGAGCGGAGCCACGCAGGAGACCAGGGUUCUGAUGGAGGUUCUGGAGAGACUGAAUCAAAGAGAGCAAGGCAGGACAGCUACAGAGUGUUGGAUCACUGAAGGUCACCAUCCAGCGGAGCAGCGAGAGCCGAGAGUUUGGAGCCACAGAGCGACAGACAGGUGGACUUCACUGUCACGUGUGUAACCUCACCUGUCGCUCUCCUCAGGUGUUCCAGGAGCACAUGUCAGGACAAGACCACCUGAGGAAACUACAGGAGCUCACACACAGCAUCUACCUGAACACACACUCCCUGCUGGACAGGGGGCGGCGGCCUCAGACCCAGCGUUGGUGUGACACCUGUCAGGUCCACUUCACAGGUGAGGUCAUCGUCCACCGACGCUCCCAACAGCACAAGGUGUCAAAGAAGCUGGGUCGGCCCUUCUGUCCGGUGUGUAAACGUAACUUCAGGACCCCCAGGAAGUUUGUGGAGCACAUGAAGUCUGCAGAACACAAAGAGCAGGUGCAGCUGGAGGAGGCUCAGGAGGAGGAGCUGAUCACAGUGGAUGCAGUCGGCUGCUUCGAGGAGGAGGAGGAGGAGGAGGAGGUUGAAGUGGCUGAUGAAGAGGAACCAGAGCAGAGUGAAGGAACGCCUCCUGAGCCAAUCGAGACGAAGGAGCCCGAUGAAGAGGAGGAGCCCGAUGAAGAGGAGGAGCCCGAUGAAGAGGAGGAGCCCGAUGAAGAGGAGGACGACCUUCAUGGAAGUAGUUUUGUGGUUCCUGUUUGUGGCUUCCUGUGUCGACUCUGUAACAAGUUCUUCUACAGAGAAGCUACAGCUCGACACACACACUGCAGGACACACACACACCGCCUCCACCUGCAGAACCACAGAGCUCAGAAGAGAAGACGAGAAGAAGAAGAGGACGAAGGUGAGGGCAGAUCCGCUCCGACCUGACCUGGUAACAUCGUUUCCCGCAGAGCUAGACCCACCUGCUGCAGCUGGACCAAACUGAUCCAAACAGGAAGUCAGGAUCAGGCUGAGCCCUGGUGGCGGCUGGAGGAACCGCAUGAAGCUGAAGGAGCUGAAUUAAAGACUUUUUAUUGUUUGUUGAAGUUGUGGCAGCUACCUUUAACUGUCCCAGUUGUUAAUGAGAUAUUUUGCUAACAGACAAACUUGCAGAAACGUUAUUGCCUUUAGCAGCAGGUGUUUAAAAUGUGCAGAACAAAAUAAAAGUAUCAUUGAAAAAAUAAACAUCUUGUUGGAGUUAAAAUCAUAUUUUCUGUUAAACUGAUAUAAAUCAUCUUAAACCACAAA
Molecule: messenger RNA, 1586 nt
Organism: Austrofundulus limnaeus
Lineage: Eukaryota; Metazoa; Chordata; Actinopteri; Cyprinodontiformes; Rivulidae
Gene: ciz1b
Product: cdkn1a interacting zinc finger protein 1b
Cellular component (GO): nucleus
Molecular function (GO): zinc ion binding; nucleic acid binding
Source: RefSeq, a predicted model, not a curated record